GACAGUAUCGGAGCCGACGCAUGACCAGGCGCUCGGCUCAAACGCUGUGGUCGUUUCCCUCUCUGCCACCUGCCACCCACACGCCUACCCGGGGAGGGGGGGGACACACACCGCCGAGACCCGGUAACCUGUGACCACGGGAUCGACUUUGCCCUCACUUGCUCCGACUGACAGCGAAAGGGAGGUUUUGCCAAAUGUGAGUCGGAAUCUACGGAAGGAAGGGCCAUAAAGAAAAGCUCCCACCGGUGGCGGGAUGCUUUAGAAGACAGCGACUCACAUCGCGCUCCUCCCCCAGAGAUACGAGGCUCUCGCCGAGGCGAUCCCGCGGCAGGAGAAAUCCCUUCACUCAAACCCCAGAGCGGCUGACUUCAUCAUGGAUAUUUUUGGAGGAGCUCCUCGUGUUUUGGGCUACCCGCGCCCGGUGACGGCCCAGCAGGGCGCCGACGCCACGCUGAGGUGCCAAAUCGGGGGGGACCCUCGUCCCGAAGUGAUCUGGGAGCGUAAAAACAUCCAGAUCCCGUCCGAUGGCCGCCACCAGACCUCCGAGGACGGGAACGCGUACCUGCUGACCAUCGCCGGAGUCACCCUGCAGGAUGCCGGCCAGUAUAUUUGCAAGGCUCAAAAUAGCGUCGGUGAAACCUACGCAGCGGCCUCCCUCAAAGUGGAAGGAGAGGCCCAGCCACAGGAAGGGGGGCCAACGCAAUUCGGAGUCAAUGGUAUGCAGCAACCAACAGAAAAUGGAGAGCUUGAAGGACACCAGAACGGCUCCUGCACAGAGGACAAUGGAGAGGAGCCGAGCGGAGAGACGUCGAGAGAGGAGGAGCAAGAGGAGGCCGACGCGGCGCCGGAGGACAAACCUCGAUUCCUCAUCAAGCCGCUGUCUCUGCGCGUGGAUCGGGGAGAAGACGCCGCCUUCUCCUGCAAAAUCUCGGGCGCUCCUCUGCCCGAGGUGGCGUGGGAGAAAGACGGGAAGAAGCUGAGCGACGUCUUCGAGAGCGCGCACUUCAGCGCGAGCGGCCAGGAGGGCGGCUGGUUCCAGCUCGCGGUCUACAGGACGCGCGCGCCGGACAAAGGCGUCUACACCUGCAGGGCCGUCAACCGCCACGGCGACGCCCUGGCCGGCGCCGUCCUCCUCGUCGAGCGCGUGCCGGAACGAGAGGCGGGCAGGGUGUCGUCGAGCGGUCGCGCCGGCGGUCAGACGCACGGGGCCGGGAGCCUCGGUCUGCCGAGGGUCAUCGAGGAGCCGGCCGGAGCAUCCGAAGCCAAGAAGUUUGCCGUGGCGGAGGGGAAACACGCCAAGUUCCGCUGCUUCGUGACAGGGAAGCCCAAGCCAGAGAUCAUUUGGAAGAAAGACGGGGUUCCCCUGGAACCCGGGAGGCGCCAUCUGAUAUUUGAGGACAGAGAGGGGUACUACACGCUGAAGGUGCUGUACUGUAAAGUCAAGGACACGGCACUGUAUGUGUGUGCGGCGUCGAACGCUCUAGGAAACACCCUCAGCGCGGUUCAGCUGUCCGUCCAAGGCCCGGCGGUGCGGUUCAGGCGUCCGUUGAAAGACGUCGAGGUGAGGGAGAGGGACGUCGCCGUGCUGGAGUGCGAGGUGCCCGACGAGUCGCUCCCGUCGGCCUGGUACCUGGAGGACCAGCGGCUGGCGCCCAGCAGGAAGUACGGGAUGGAGCAGAAAGGAGCGACGCGGAGGCUGACCAUCCGCGACGUGGAGACGGACGACGACGGCGUGUACCUGUGCGAGAUGCCCGACGGAGCCAAGAGCAUCGCAGAGCUGUCAGUCAAAGGCGAGUUGUCAGGAAAUGGUUGCGCAACGCAAACAAAACGGUGAACACGUUUUUUGCAUUCUCAGGCGAUAUUGUUCGUAAACUCUCCCGGAAGCUGGAGGUCCUGGAGGGCGAGAACGCCGUGUUCUGCGUGGAGGUGGAGAACGACGACGCGGAGA
This is a messenger RNA of Pseudoliparis swirei, 1948 nucleotides long. Its product is annotated as obscurin-like protein 1. The transcript has 3 exons. The record is from RefSeq and is a predicted model, not a curated record. Bases 374 to 1834 code for a protein of 486 amino acids. NCBI's taxonomy places the organism in Eukaryota, Metazoa, Chordata, Actinopteri, Perciformes, Liparidae.